UAUAACUGCACGUAGAGGCUCAAUCAUUUUCCACAAGCAAGUACACUUUCCGUGGAACAAAAUCAAGACAAUCACGGAGAAGCUUGUUAUUGACGCAAUGAAAUGCUGUGCUAUAACGUUUUUCGCGCUCUUCAGCGUGGCAACCGGUCGUUUAAGCAUCCCGUUGCACAAUGAUUUACUACGAAGCGAUCCGGAUGAGCCAGAAGAACGGUUCUUCACAGAAAAGAUGGAACCACUUAACUUCAGCGAGAUCCAGUACUAUGGGCUCAUGAGCGUGGGGAACCCACCCCAGACCUUCAAGGUUAUUUUCGACACAACCUCGAAUGUAACGUGGGUGCCAUCGGUUGGCUGCAGCAGGACACAGUGCGGAAACCGCAAGUUAUACGAUAACCGUAAAUCAUCGUCGUAUUCACCAUACGGCGUGUGGGUGGAAGACCCAUCUAUCGCUGGCAGCGGUAUCAAGGGCACUGCUGCUCGCGAGACAAUCGAGUUCGCCGGAUUGAAGUUCACCAACCAACUUUUCGUAGAAGCGACUGUCAUCGAUCCGGAGAUCUACAAAGACGUGCCCUUCGAAGGCUCCGUGGGGCUGAAAUAUGAGCCAUCUGGCACUGCUCAAAGUUGGUCCGGUGAUGGACACAAUUUACGACAAUGAAAUGCUCAGUAGGCUAGGUUUCGCUUUCUAUCUACAUCGAACCCAAGAUGGAGCUGACGGCGAGCUCGUGUUUGGAUCCCCCGAUCCCAAGCACUACACAGGAACGCUGACGAUCGUUUCUACCUAUGACGAUCAAUGGAACUUCCUUUUUAAUGGGUUCACUUUCGGCUCGGGAAAUAGUAUUCCACAGACGUACACAACUGUCGGCUUACCAAACCCAUCCGUGCCGUUCAUGUAUGGUCCCGAGACAGCCGUCAACUACAUUAAUGAGCGGAUAGGUGCCAAGCGGAAUGCCGAUGGACAGUACACAAUAGACUGCAACCCACCUUCUACCCUACAAGCUGUUGGGAUGCUAUUCGAUCGGCUAACGUGGUUCGAACAGGAAGACUACAUUAUUAAGAUUGGGUCUGUGUGCUACAGCGCUUUCGCCGUAAACGAAAAUCAGCCAGAUCCAAACAGGGAUCAUUGGCUUCUGGGACAGGCUUUCCUUCGUCGUACUUAUGUAUUUUUUGACAGGCGCAACAAUCAAGACAUCAAGGAGUUCCUUGUCGCCCGUGUUCGCAAGCCACGUUACUAGGCCUAUUGGGCCUACCAACUAGGCCCAAAUGACGUUUUAAAGAUUACUAGGGCACUGUAAUCCCGCUUUGCACAACUCAACAACAGGUGGCAUUGUUUCGGCUGAAAGAUAUGCCAUUGAUAUGCUCAAUAAAAA
This is a messenger RNA of Dermacentor silvarum, 1364 nucleotides long. Its product is annotated as pepsin A-like. Gene Ontology annotation, biological process: proteolysis. Gene Ontology annotation, molecular function: aspartic-type endopeptidase activity. The record is from RefSeq and is a predicted model, not a curated record. The transcript is spliced from 8 exons. Bases 98 to 652 code for a protein of 184 amino acids. Lineage: Eukaryota; Metazoa; Arthropoda; Arachnida; Ixodida; Ixodidae.